Molecule: messenger RNA, 3886 nt
Organism: Sclerotinia trifoliorum
Lineage: Eukaryota; Fungi; Ascomycota; Leotiomycetes; Helotiales; Sclerotiniaceae
Source: the annotation of a GenBank genome assembly
UAAUAGUAAUUGCCGUCCCCCCCAAACUCACCAAUGCAGUAAGGGCAAUCCAUCCUAACGGUCAAGAUUUCCACCUCUUACGAUUAACGUAUCUUCUCUAACGGCCAUUUCUAUUCGGCAUACCUUUCUCUUAUGGGCUUCCACGAUAAGCUCUCUGACUAAAAUAACGUCAGGUGUUUUUGGAGUUUCGUUCAACAAUCUGGGGAUGGAUGGUACGAUCAGUACAACUCCAAUUCUGAUGAUGAAUCCUUAACGAUAACCCACCCUGACAAUGAUAAGCCUUGCAAAAGAUUGGCGCUACCACGACCACAAAAUUAACCUACUCAUUCCAGCUUCUAUCGUUGUCAAUGGACCCAGCAGAUUUAUUUCGGCAAGCCUUAGGCUCUGUCAAUAGAGCCCGCGAUGCAAAGCUCCUUCGCGCAAGAGAGAGCUCGCACGAAAGCGAGGAUGGUUCACGGAGGAUCGCACAUACCCUGACUGCCUGCUGUAGAUGCCGCCAGGUUUGUAAUACGCUCAUCUUUUUACCAAUUCGCGAUACAAAUUAAACUGACAUUUUUGUCAUUCUUUAGAGAAAAACAAGAUGUGAUCCCAAUUUACCACGAUGCCUGCCUUGUGAGCGUGCCGGUGCAGUAUGCGAGUACUUCGAUACAACGAAGGGCAAAAAGAUCUCUAGGGCAUAUGUGAUAAGGCUGCAAGACAAAGUUCGGGCAUUGGAGACGGAACUUAGUCAAUUGCUUGAAGAAGAAGGAAAUCCCCCAAACUCGGAAGAUAUUGUACGUCCUGGAGGUUUGAUUCGACUCAAGGAAGAUGAUGAGACUCCACGUUAUCUGGGACCUUCAAGUGGAAUUGCGAUGACUCGGAUAGUGAUGGAGGAGGCAAAGAAAUACACAGAUACUAGGAGUAUACGAGAGCUCGUGCCUGAAGUGCGCCAACGUCGAACUCCUGCACAAUCGCCAGAGACGGUAUCGGAACGAAAGAAAUCUUAUCCUAUGAUAUCUGCUGUACCGGCACCAACGUUACCAAGCCGCCUUGUGACCGACAAAUUGGUGGAGUUAUUUAAUCAGAAAGGUCAGUCAAUGAGUUCUCUUCCUUUGUCGACCAGUGAAAUGCUUUAUUGCACUUUCGUUCGCUCAACACGACAAUGGAAAUUUUGAAGGAUAAAGGUGAAUUGAUUGAGCCUCAAGGACAUGCAAGUCUUUUCAAACUGCUAAUUAAGGUUUGGCGAAGAAGCUUUGUCACAUAUAGCCGAUUGUGAGCUCAAUUUUGGCUUAAACCCUCAUCUUCAUUGUGGACUCCAACUCCUGUAAUCCUCGCUGACCAUCCUGCAGCACAGUACAUGCUCCCUACUUUACACGAGCCUACAUUCGCCAGGAAUCUUCAAGAAGUCUAUGAUGGAGACACCGACCCAUAUAAGAACUUCGUUCUUCGUAUGGUCCUAGCGAUAAGUAUGCAGAAGCUGGAUGCGCAGUAUGCUGGCCUUGCUGACAGCUACUAUCUGGCUGCCAUGGGAUACAUCGAAGAUGUAGUAAGACCGAAAGACAUCAAGACACUACAGUGCCUUGUUCUGAUUGCUCAAUACUCAAUGCUAACUCCCACCCGUACCGCUAUUUACUAUAUCGUGGGCCUUGCAACGAGGUUGUGCCAACAGUUAGGCCUGGCGGAAGAGAAGACGAUUACUCAAGGAGUAUCGCUUGGCUUAGUUGAUCCACUACAACUUGAUAUGCGACGAAGGCUGGCUUGGAUUGUCUUAUCGAUGGAGUUCGGUUUAGCUCAGUCGAUGGGGAGGCCGAAUGCUUUCGCGACUGGGAAAGACCAUUUGGACAUACAGUUUUUUGAAACCGUGGACGACGAGUACAUCACUGCCGAUGGCAUACUUCCUGGUCCAAUGUCGGAAAAAAAGCGGCUAGCUAUCCACUUCUUUCGAAUGAGACUGUUGCAAGCAGAGAUCCGGAGGACGCUCUAUUUGCGGAAAAGAGACGAGCCGAAGAAUGAGGACCAUCCUUGGUAUGAUCAAAUGCUUCAGAAGUUGAGGGAUUGGCUCGAGUCUUCUCCUGAAAAUCCUUCGUGGAGUAAAAUUUGGUAAGUGAUACUAUUCAAUGCUCCAAAAACCAGCUUGGCCAUUCGAAUAUUUUAUGUUUUAAAACAAGGCCGUGCUAAUAUACUGUUAGGUUUACUGGGAGGUACAACACGAUGAUAAUCUUCUUGUUUCGUCCUUCACCCCAAGUUCCCCAGCCAUUUCAUCGUUCGGCGAUAAUGUGCUACGAUGCAGCUUCAAGCAAUAUAGUAAUCCAAAGCGAGCAAUUAAAAACAGGGAUGAUUGACUUGACGUGGCCAUUUCUUCUAUCACUCUUCAUGGCUAUAAACACAAUCUUAUGGUCUAUUUCAUAUUCCGAAGUGCGCGCUCUUCACACAAAGGAAGAGCUGGAAGAACAUAUUGCUCUAGCUCUAGACAUUGUUGCACAUUCUCGCGACCGGUGGCCAGGAACCCAAUUAACAGCAGAACUUUACAUGACGCUCACUAAAGCCUGUGUCAAGAGCUACGAACUUGGCGAUAACUUCCUUUCAUCAUUUUCUGCCACUUCUCCAUCGCUGACUGACGCAAACUCACCUUCCGCGUCCGAAUACUCUAGUGCAACCUCAGCCUCAAUUGCUCACUCGCAGCAUAAUGCGCAACAUAACAACACGUAUCAGACACCCCCACAAUUCGGACACGUCUUCAACCAAAUGCCGGAACAAAUACCUUCAUAUGACUACAGCCACCCUUUACCUCCGGUCCAACCUUCUUUUCGGUCCAACUCAAUCUUUGUAAGUCCCUCUAGUGGGCAAUCUAAUCGUCGAUUCAGCUACUUUCCUCCAGAAUUCACACAGCCACAGCAGCCGCAGUCUUAUCCUAUGCCUUGGGCUCCUGUCUCAAACCCACAGCAGAAUCAAAUACCAGAUCAAGUAUCAUUACCACCCAUGCAACAUCCAUUGGUAACUAAUGUAUCCUAUUUUUCGCAACCUGAGUACUACAACUUUCCUCCUCACUUGUUCUCACCGGACAGCUUCGAUAUGGGAAUCAGGUCGGGUAGUCUGAGUCAAGAGCAACAAACGGAAUUGAUGCACAGCUUAGAGACUGAAGGGUUAACGGAGAUUAACAACUUUAUGAAUCACGUCCCACAGUAUGAGCACCCCAUCAAAUAUGAACAACAAUUUACUUGAUGAAUAACCUUCGUUAUUAGGUUUUGACUAUGAGCAGACGAGUAGAUAAUGAUGUCUGUACCAUAAUCAAGCUCCGGAGGCUUGAAUGUUUUAUUACGCUUUUAAUUUUUACUUGAUAUCCAUGUCGACAUGAGCGGACGAGCUAUGAAAUCAUUACUAGGUGUCAGGUGUCGGGUGUCAGGUUUCACAGCGUGGCUUGACUUGAUAGCGUUUUGCGUCCUUUUAUCUUUAGCUAAACCUUACAGUUACAAAAUGUACCACAUAGUUAUUCAUUUAAUGCAUUUCAAAACAGAGAUAUUAUUAUCUGCAUUUGCAUAUUACUGCUGUACGUUAGUGCUCAUACCCUUUGUCCCCUAGCCUCAGACAUCUCUACUGCUUAAAGUACUAAAGUUUUAUGCAUAAGCGACUUCAUCCUGUAAAUUCUCAUAAUUCUGUCCUUCAUUUCACACUCCAUACACAGCACCCCCAAUUCAAAUCCAUAUUAUUCCUGGUAGCAGGUACCGGCUGUAGACUCCUCAUCUAUAUGCUAGAGAAUAACGAUCUUACAAUAUCUAACUAGUUUCUGCAGGUUAGACACGCUCUAGGGGAAUGCGGGUCAGGAAGGAAGGAAAAUUCCUUGAGGGGUUCAAGGUUAAGGGUUUUGGUUUCGAGAUCGGUGGUGAGAGGUGUGAUGUGAUAUGGUGGU